Molecule: messenger RNA, 1251 nt
Organism: Podospora anserina S mat+
Lineage: Eukaryota; Fungi; Ascomycota; Sordariomycetes; Sordariales; Podosporaceae
Exons: 2
Source: RefSeq, a predicted model, not a curated record
GGCACUGAGGCCGCUGUCAGACAGCUACCAAAACCUGCCAGCUGCAGUGGUGUUGCCAACUUCCGCUACCAAUACAAGUUGGAAUCGGGAUGGUCCGCCAUGAAGAUUGCCGGUGGUCUCAAGCAAGUGCGCACCAUCGUGUGGGACACCGAGGGCAACAUGCUGGUUUCACAAAACACGCGUGGCAUCUCUGUGCACACAUUUGGAGAUAACGGGUGCAUCAAUAGCACCACCAUGCUUAUAUCUGGCAACCAAAUCAACCACGGCCUUUCCAUCACUCCAGACGGCAAGACACUCUAUGCCAGCAGUGAGACAACGCUGUGGAGCUGGGCCUACGACCCCCUUACCCGCAAGAUCAGCAACCAAAAGACCAUCGUCAGGGGCAUGUCAACCGGCAUCCAUUCAUCGAGAACGGUUGCCGUAGUCCCCCAGCAGCCCAAUCUCGUGUUGCUGCAAGUUGGGUCAAACUCCAACUUUGACAUGGCAUCUCAGCAGCCUGGCACUGGCAGGGCCAUCAUCAAAAUCUUUGACGCCAGCAAGGCACCUAGCAACGGCUUCAACUACAAUACCGAAGGGGAGGUCUCUAGGACUUUGCCCGAACUGAAAAUGGGCAGCGCCGCGAUAUUCACAUCGAUAACCCGGCCGAGAAGCUCAAUAACCGUUAGUCAUGUCGUGACCUACCGUACCCAUCCAUGUUCAUUGACUAACAUGGUGGCAGUCGGUGACCCCCUUACCGUUCGAAAUGCUUGGUACGGAUAUCCGACCUGCUUUUCUGUCUGGAACCCGGCCAACUUCCCCAACUCCAAUCUCAAGACUGGCUCCCACUUUGUAGUCUCACCAAACUCGUCCUAUAACGAUGCGACCUGCAACGGUCGAGCAGUGCCACCCCGGCUGACCUUCCAAGCGCACUCGGCCCCCAUUGCCAACACAUUUGAUUCCGAUGCAAAGAAUAUGUAUGUCACGUUCCACGGGAGCUGGAAUCGACAGCCUGCCACAGGCUUCAAGGUUGUCCAGAUUCCCUUCACAAAGUUGGCCAAUGGAACGUACGAACCUGUUGCCCCGGCCGACAGCAUGACGGGAUACAAGGACAUUUUCUCGGCACCAAACCCAGGAAGCUGCACUGCCAAUGGGCUAACCAUGAGCAACUGCUUCCGCUUGACAGCCGCUGCUUGGGAUCCGGCGGGCAGAGGGUUGUUUGUGGGAAGCGAUAACAGCGCCGAGGGCGAGAUUUAUGUCUUGACUCCUAAUUAG